Messenger RNA from Rhagoletis pomonella (apple maggot), 1769 nucleotides. It is a transcript of the gene crc, whose product is annotated as cyclic AMP-dependent transcription factor ATF-4. Gene Ontology annotation, molecular function: DNA-binding transcription activator activity, RNA polymerase II-specific; RNA polymerase II transcription regulatory region sequence-specific DNA binding. NCBI's taxonomy places the organism in Eukaryota, Metazoa, Arthropoda, Insecta, Diptera, Tephritidae. The record is from RefSeq and is a predicted model, not a curated record. Gene Ontology annotation, cellular component: nucleus. Gene Ontology annotation, biological process: regulation of transcription by RNA polymerase II.
UUAUUUCUUUUUCCAAAUUAGAGCCAUCAUGGCUUCCUUCACACCAACAACCGCGUUUUCAGGACAAGAUUCCUCCAAAUCACAACUUUCUAAAUCAUCUUUACCAUAUUCCAUAAUAAGUAAAGAAUAUGAAAGCAGCUUUGAAAAUGACAGCCGUAACAGACAAAACAGCAAUGGAGUCGCUAGCUUUGCCUCAGGAUCUCUAUUGGGACGGCAAAACGGAGCCGAUAUCGCCGUUGUCCAUCGAGUUGUUUUCCAUGACUGAACCAGCUGGUUUUUGGCUAAAUGAUGACAACAUUGAAAAUGGGAUUACAAUGGUCAGUGACAAAGAUUUCGAGCUAAAGUCUGGAAUGGAGCUUUUCAAUGGGGAUGACAUCGUAUUUGAGUUUUCUGAUUUUAAGGAAGAGUGGUCCGAGAAUAAGCUGCUUUUGGAUGUCGACACUGCAAUCGCGCAUCCAAAUCCGGUGACUAAAGUACACGACUCAUUCGAUAUCGAAGCCUUAAAAUCGGAAAAUUUCGAGAUUGCAGUACUGACCACUUUAACACCACCGCAAUCACCUCCGCAAUCCAGUACAUCAGCGACUCUUUUGCAGAAUGGCAUAGCAACAGAAGGUGCAAUAAAUGUCAACAAUGUUCUUCAGCUGACACCAUCGGAGACAGUUAGUCAAGUACCACCAACAGCACUGACUUCAUCCCAAAUCCACUCCGUUCCCUCUCCAGCAUUAACACCAGCUCCAUCUACACUAACUCUGCAUAGCCUUCAUUUUACUCCUUACUACAAUUCAGCACCCUUUACACCCACGGACGCUGCACAAACCGAUGACGAUAAGCGCAAUUCGCAAAUCGUUGAUGAAUUUCUGAAAUCAUGCAUCAAAGAAUUGCCCAAUUUGAACGAUGAUUGUGAGUCCAUGUCCUGGUCGUCUUACUCCUCAGGAUCGCGUCCAGAUUCCAUAGUGACCGAUGAGGAGUGGUCGCCGGAUUCAUCGUUUUCCUCAUCCGCCAGCUCGUCGCCUAUGUACAAUGGCGACGAAGAUAACUCUCAAUCUAUGGUCCCCAAGUCUUCUGAACCCAAAAAGCGCACACGCCCAUACGGACGUGGCGUUGAGGACCGCAAAAUGCGGAAAAAGGAGCAAAAUAAGAAUGCAGCAACACGUUAUCGUCAAAAGAAAAAGGUCGAAAUGGAGAACGUACUCAAUGAGGAGCAAAAACUUACACAGCGUAAUGAAGAGUUAAAACGCGUAUUGGCCGAACGUCAACGCGAGGCUAAGUACUUAAAAACCCUCAUUAAGGAGUUCUACAAGAAGAAAAAGGACAGCAAACAAGCCAAUGCGUAAGAACGUAGUAACGCAGGCGGAGAGAAAACCAUUUUGUCAUCAUACAGCCAUUAAACCAACUGAUCAACCAGCCAGCAACACUAACAACAUUUCCAAUUAACAUUUAAAAAAUAUUUUAUCUAUGAUUUUUUAUUAUUAUGCUACGCAAACAUUGCAAUAAAUCAGACAAUUUGCAACUAGGAAAGUAAGUAUGGCUCGCAAUGUAAAUUGGCGCGUAUGACAGGACCGAAAUCGGUCUUUGAACUAAUUUUGCCGCUUGCAUUUGCGACCACUUUAUGUAUCGUGUGCAUAGUGCCCAAAUAUAAACCCAACAUGACAGCAUUUUAAUAACUAUGUAUGCGUCCACUUUGCUUAGUUUGCUCUGACUUCAAUUGAGGACAGAAAAUGUUUUCGAUUUAUAUAUAUUUCAAUACAAAUAAAAGGGUUUAUAAUUCA